GAUCGACUUCGGCAUGGCGUGCAGGUUCGAGGAGGGCGAGUGCCUGACCGAGCUGUGCGGCUCGCCGCACUACCUCGCCCCCGAGCUGAUCGGGCAGAGGUACAACCACCUCGCCGACAUCUGGGCCUUCGGGGUUCUGCUGUACCUCAUCAUGUACGGCCACUACCCCUUCGACGCGAAGAGCCCGCGAGACAUCAUGGUCAAGAUCCUCACCGAGCCGGUGCGGUGGCAGACCAAGGCCCCCGGGGAGCCUAGGAGCGGCCUCGAGUUCCUCAGGCGCCUCCUCGAGCACGACCCCCGCAAGCGCGCCAACGUGGAGGAGGCUCUGCAACACUCGUGGAUGCAGCUCGCCAACGUCACCGCCGCCGCGCAGGACGCCGAAGCGCUGCCCGCGGAGGUGAUACGCAACGCCCACAAGAAGGUGACGGCAACCAGGAAGCACGUCGACCGCAAGGUGGAGGAGGUGCGGAACGAGAAGCUGCGGCGGAUCGACGAGGACUUCAGCAGGGGCAUCCGCCGCGGCCAGCGGCUGGGGGAGACGCCCAAGGAGGAGUUCAUGUCGAAGCCCGAGUUCCUGCGCCGCGAGAACAAGAUCACCACCGCGCCCAGCAGUGCUGGGCGGGAGUUCUUCACCUCGCGCCGCGCGUCCCUGAAGCGGCUGCUCGACGGCCACAGGCCGAACAAGGGCGGCGCGGGGCCGAAGCUGGGCGACCUCCAGGCCAUCGACGAGUCCGGGCUGGCCGACGCCGGAGGCGACGGCGCCAGCGCCGAGGACCGCGGCGCUGGCGUGCUGCCCACGCCCAGCAUCCGGCCCCAGGGCGGCGGGAAGCAGUGGCGCUCCCAGUCGGUGUCCGCCGGCUCCUCGCCCAAGAGGC
This is a messenger RNA of Prorocentrum cordatum, 875 nucleotides long. The record is from the annotation of a GenBank genome assembly. Lineage: Eukaryota; Dinophyceae; Prorocentrales; Prorocentraceae.